UUCGUUUGAUUCAUUUACAUCAUACCGAUUUUGGCAAAUCGCGCCCUUCUGGAGGUCUAUACGACAAAUGCUAAUCAUUUAAGCAGGCUAUCAUAUACUCACUUCAACGAGUAUGUGACUUGCUGUAGUCUCGUGAACGCUUUGGACCGAGAUUCAUAAGAUUCGACUCAAACGAAUUACCUCGCGCUCAAGACAAACUACUUCCGUUUCAUUUUCAAUUCUUGCGUGCUAAUAAAACUUAGCGUUUCGUGGGGGAUUUAUCACUACUACACCGUUUCUUUGUGCUUGUUAGUCUUCAGACAUGUAUGCCUACAAUCUCGUGGUGUUUCUGUGCGUUGUGGUGCUCCCUUUAGGACUGAUAGAAGGCAGCCUGCUGCGCACGAGACGCGGCGCCUGUGAACACGGGACUUACCAGAAUCAGGGAAACACUUGCUGUCUUUGUUCCGCAGGUUAUCGGGUCUUAAGUCACUGCACAGAUGAAACUGAAACAAAAUGUCAGAUUUGCGAGGAUGACACUUUUAUUGAUCACAACAAUAACGACGAAAAAUGCCACCGUUGUAAAUACUGUGAUUCCAGUGCAAACAUGGACACGAAGGUGAAAUGUUCACGGGCGUCCGACACUGUCUGCGGGUGCAAGGAAGGAUAUUAUUGUGGAAAGAAUGACCUGUGCAAGGCCUGUUACCCCUGUGACAAGUGUGAGAAAAAUGGAGAGAAAGAACGCUGCACAGAAACCCACAACACUGUGUGCCAAGAGCCCGUCCAUUCACAAUCCACAGAGACCAUUGUAGCUGUGUUGGUGUUGCUCGUAAUUGCGGCUGGUGUUGGUGUGCUGAUUUGGCUGUGGAAAAAAAAAAAGCUUUGUUUUAAGGAUAAAAAAAAUCUCAAAGUUGACCUGAAUGGGGAAGACCUUCAUCUGAACGAUGUGGACCUGAACCCUUACCUAUCAGAAAUUGCUGAUGUUCUGACCUGGAAAACAAUGAAACAUGUUGCCCAGCGGAAUGGAAUGAGUAAAGCUGAUAUUGAGCAACAUCAACUUAAUCACCCUGAAGAUGUGAAAGAACAGACCUUCGAACUUCUGCAAGAUUGGUCCCAGAGACAAGGUUUAUAUGGAGCCUACUCAGCUCUCAUCAACACGCUUCACUGCAUGAAGCAAAAAAGAACAGCAGAUGAGAUCCGGAAAAUUGUUGAGAAAGAAGCUAUGUCUCAGCCGUAGACUCAGUGAGAGUCGUGAACUAAAAAGUCUUCACAUAUAUUUGUAAUGUUGUGAAAAAACACCAGUGGCAGAAUUUGAAUUUCUUGUCUAAAAAGUCUAGGUAUGAAUUGUUUGCUAUAAAUUUGGUCACGGACAGCAGACGGCAUAGUAACCAAAUAUAGGUCCUUUUAGACUGAUGAACUGAUGAAUUUUGGUGUCAAAUGUCCUUUUCCCACAGUACACCACAUGCAUUUAGUAUUUUAAUGUUAUUUUGAAUGAUUUGUGUAUGAAAUUAAACUGUUAGUGCUUGGCUACUUCACUUGAAAUGUUAAGAGAUGAUGUUGAUUUAAGUUAUUUGCUAAGGAUAUCUUCUGUACAAAAAAAACUUUGUACAACUGGACAAAUUGUCAUAUUUAGAGCUACAAUGGCCCAAACCUAACUAACUUCUCCCAAUUAGUCCAGCAUAUAAGGGAAAACUGAAAACACUGCAUUUGUGAAACUGCUAAAGGAUUUUCAUUUAGCAAUUUCACAAAUGCAGUGUUUUCAGUUUUCAGACUAGCAACGAUUUGUUCACUUCCAGCGGGCUCAACGAUGACCAAAAAUCGAUCAUUUUAGACUGGUCUAAAAAAAUAAAUCAGUCAUUCAGUCUCA
Molecule: messenger RNA, 1843 nt
Organism: Puntigrus tetrazona (Sumatra barb)
Lineage: Eukaryota; Metazoa; Chordata; Actinopteri; Cypriniformes; Cyprinidae
Gene: fas
Product: Fas cell surface death receptor
Biological process (GO): motor neuron apoptotic process; necroptotic signaling pathway; negative regulation of apoptotic process
Cellular component (GO): membrane raft; CD95 death-inducing signaling complex; external side of plasma membrane
Molecular function (GO): tumor necrosis factor receptor activity; protein binding
Source: RefSeq, a predicted model, not a curated record